AAAAUUAGAGUCGAUUUUGAUCAUAAAUAUUUUUUAUGUGUCGAACCAAAAAGGAUUCUAGUUAAUUGUAUUAUAAAUUCUAUAUGGGAAGGCAUCCAACCAAACAACGUUUAUAAAUCAUCAAAAUUCAUAGUAAAAUCGUGCUCUGUGGAAAUGUUUUUCGAAAACUCAGACAAAUGUGUUAGCAUUUCGGGUUGAACGGAAACAUUAACAAGCAAAAUUGUUGCAUUUGGUAUGAUGAGCAACUAAAUGCUACAUAAAGGGUGUUCGGAUCAAAAAGUGGUCAAACUAAAUUGCGUGUAAAUCGAUUAUUUGUUUAUUAAAAAAAUCAAAGUAUCUUUCUUUUUGAAGUUCAAUAUGUAUAAAAAACGGAAGAAAUACUCAGUUAAGAUUUCGGUCGACCUAGUCCAAAUUGGUGAGCCUUUCGUUUGACGCCUGCCAUCAGAUUUUGUACAGUCACCUUAUCCACUUUCUUUGCCGCAGAACGCCAGUUUGCUUUGAACUGCUUCUCGCUGCUAACAGUUUUUUGGGUCUUCUUAAGGUUCUGCUUAACUAUCGCCCAAUAUUUUUCGAUUGGGCGAAGUUCUGGUGUGUUGGGAGGGUUCUUAUCCUUGGGCACAACCUGCAUCUUGUUAGCGGCAUACCACUCCAUGGCCUUUUUUCCAUAAUGGCAGGAUGCCAAAUCCGGUCAAAACAGCACAGACAAGUCAGGAAAGGCAGCAAACGCUUUUGAAGACACUCUUUCACGUAAAUUUCCUGGUUAACGGUCCCGGUUGCAACAAAAAUGUCGCUUUUCAAGCCACAGGUACAGAUAGCUUGCCAAACGCGAUAUUUCUUGGCAAACUUUGAUAGUUUAAUAUGCUUGAAAAUGUCUGCCACCUUUCCCCUUCCGGUUGCUGUAUAAAACUCUUGUCCAGGAAGCUGUCUGAAGUCUGCCUUGACGUGGGUUUCGUCGUCCAUUAUCACGCAAUCAAACAUUGUCAACUAUGUCGUAUACAGCUUCCGAGAUCUUGUUUUUGCCGUAAGGUUUUUCUUAUCGUUGCGAUUUGGAGUCAUUACCUUCUUAUAAGUCGAUAGUCCGGAUCGUUUUUAGCUUCAUGCACGGUUGUAGACGAUAUUCCCAACUUAUUUGCGACAUCUUGAACGGAGAGGUUGGGGUUGCGCUUGAAAGCGCUAGCCACUGUUGCUUAACCCCCUUAAUUAGGUAGUAGAUGUCGACACUGUGUAGCAGCUAUCGCGAAUUAACAUUUUAUGCUUCGUGCUUCAUCGUUGUGAAGCGAAAAUGAUAAUGGAUUUUCAGGUGGAAUGGGCAAACUUUUAAAAUCAAAUAACAUAAAUGAAAAUCACUUUCUUCGCAUCAAAUAUGUUGCUCUAUGUAGUAGAAUAACAGGUUUUCCGCAAAUGGUGAAAAAAACCUUGAACUAAAAUAAUUUCAGGGUAUAUUUUUAUUUUAUAAUUAUGAGUUUUAGUAGGGAUUUCAGAAAAAUUAUAAAAAAUUGAAUAGGUAAGGUUCAGUGCUACGUGUUUUAUGCAUUCAAGUAACAACAAGCAAUAACUUUCAUUCAAAUUUUAGAGAUAGAAAAUUCUCUUGGGCCCACUAACCUGAUAGAGAGUAAAUUUCCUCACAAACAUAGAUUUUAACACAAGAUGUCGCACAGUUUCCUAGACACCACCAAUGAUAGUGUCCCUGCCCUAUUACAGAAAUGAUGGAGCGGGAUCAGAAAAUCCGGAUAUGCAUCAUUAUUGUCUGUCAUUUCAAUUUUGUCAACUUUACACGAUCAAUUUUAUUGUCAUUCUGACGAAGUAAUGUCAUUCUAAUUUAUCAUGUAGGGGACCCUUAAAGCCGUCGUCGUUUUAUUGCGCGACGGAGCAAGUGCAAAGGAGAUAGUUCGGUCGGUAAAAGGCUUGGAAAAGUAAUAAAUUAUCAUACACACCUACCUGGAAGAAAUACAAGUGCUGUUCUAAUACCGCUGAACCUCUGAAAAAAGUAGAAAAAAAUGAUUGAAAAGAAUCCAGCUAGAUCUAUGAGGUCCAUGGCUCGGGAAAUCUGGUGUUCGGACUUCUCAAUCUGAUGACCUUAUCCGGACCGGUGGUCCUGACCUGACCCUACCCGCUUUGUAUCUCAGGAACGGUGCUUUUUACCGAGUUUUCAGUAGUGACAUAAAAGGUAUCACAAGACUGACAAUUUGAUAAUGUGGUGACUUUUUUCUUGCUCCCUUCAUUCUAGUAUUGUAACGCCAUUUUGCGUUUUGGUUGCUUCGAAAACAGAGAAAAAAUUGUUUUAACCUGUAUGAAAAAUGAGUUCAAUGUUCUUUCAAAUUACGGAAAAAUUACAACAUCACAAAACAAGGCAAUUUGAAUUGCUUAUGGUAUCAAAAUAAGCAAUAUAUAUUAAAUCUACCUGAUAUCUGUAGUACAAUGUAUGCCGUUAUUUGUAAAAUGUCGAGGUCGGUCCAAAAGAUGGUCCUAAACCAAACUCCAGUUUUUACUUCGUGAUUAUUUAAUACGUUCACCCUGGCGCUUGUCACCAAUUGCUCGCACAAGCCUGGCUCAUCGGGUGGCGCUCUCUACCCAUUUGAUUUUGCUAUCAGUAACUUUUGAUCAACUCAAUGUAUGUUGACUGUUGGCAUUUGCGUGUGCAUUUUUAUGUGCACUUUCAUUGUGUAAUUCCACACGCGUCACUCUAAGGUUUAGUUCUAUCCUCUCUUAUAUUAUCUCCCUCUCGUUCAAAUCCAAUCUGCUCAUUAUAAAACUAUAUUAUAUUUUUUCAUUCUUCUUCGCGCACCCAUGGGUAUAUACUAACACUAUCAUUCCCGAUCGUAUUGUUGAAUUUUCGUUAGAUUAUUCCCGGCCUUUCAGAGCCGUGCUUAACGACCCGGAAGUCACCAUCUUCGAUUCCAAAAUAGCAUCGGAAUACGAUAUUCGACUUCGGCUGGGAAGACCCUUGCACACAAUACUCAUAUCGUUUGGGUUCUCCUUAUUUUUGUCAUUUAACACCAUUAUCAACAAACCAGAUGUCGAAUCAUGAUUCUGGAAUCUACGUUCAUCUAUUUUUGACAAAUCAUAGAACAAAAUUCAUUUGUAUGUUUUGAAACGAAACUGAAAUUAAUUAAAUUAAUCAUUAAUGUUCAACAGUCCGAAACAGCAAAAAGUCAGAUCAUAUCACGUCAGUAUUUGAUGUCACGUCACGCUGGAAUAGAUCGUAUACUUUUCGUGACAUGGCAACAACUUCUUGAGACAGUUCAUACUCUUCUAUUUGUGGACCGAUCUUAACCAAAUUUCACGGGUUGUUGACCCUUAUUGUAUACUAAGAGAAACACAGGUAUAAACAUGGUUGAACUUAAGUUCAUCUGAUAAAUUAAAAAACAUGCUCUAUUUUUGUGACGUGCGACGCUUCAAAAUAGCUGUUUUUCAAAUGCUUGUUUCUCAUAAAUUACAAAAUGAAACAUAUAUUUAUCCACGACUCUUCAAACAAGUAUUCAAUUAUCCAUUUAAUAAAUAAUUAAAAACAGCAAACUUUAACCCGACCCUCUCCGAUUUUUUGAAACUUGGUACUCAUGAUGAAAGCUACCCUGAAUCACAAUUUUCGUCUUUAUUUCUUUCAUAAAAUCUUAACUCAAAAUCCAGAUGUCUGAUUAAAAUAUAACAUUUGGCAAAAUUGUUGGAAAAUCAUUUAUCUAUUGCGCAAAAAUAACAUUUAGAAUACACUGUUAAAAAAUCUUACUCAAAAAUUUUAUCUCACAUUGAAAACUUUUAUAUCUCAAAACAUCCCCCUUCGAUAUUUUUCGUUAAUUUUUAUUGGAAACCUCUUCUAAUUUGACAAAAUUUGACGUAUAGUGGUGCCGAGUCGGACUCGUUAAAAUAGAGAUAUAUUAUUUUCUAAUUUAGGAAAUAUCAAUACUUUCUGAAAUCGUAACCAUUUAAGAAAAAUAAUAUGAUUAGUAGAAUCUAAAUGCGAUUCAACAUGAAAAACUAUCAAUAGCAUUUUAUCCUAGGACUAAUCGUUCUCGAGAUAUAACCAAUUUCAAUUUCUUCGAAACAACGCACUCCUAUAUCUUAUAUCUAUAAGCAUGAAAAUGGAAGGCCAAAAGUGUUGCUAAGCGCAAAACCCGAAGAAGGAAUGGUCCGAUUUGAUUCGUUUUUAUUUUGUUGUAUUCGUCUCUUCCCGUAGAUGUUAUGUUAUAGUUUAAAUUUUGAAAUUUCAUUAAACAUGUAUUCCAUGCCGCCAUGUAGCCGGCUAGUGACCAUUCUAUCCUGGAUUCCUCGAGUCAAGAAGACGCACCGCGCAAGAUAUGGGGUACAGACUAGGGGGGCGUUGCUGAUUAAUGGUCAACUGCAUCCCAACAGGAAGUAUCCCGUGUCGGGCACACGUACAGAGCAUUGGAGACAGCAACAUACCAAUUAUGAGAACUCUUGUAAUACUAACAUCGAGCCAACCGCAAGUAAUCGGUUACAUAUUACUAACAUAGUUAUAUGGCAAACAUUGUCGAAAUAUUGAACUCCCGGCCCCGUUUUGGAUAAAAAAAUGUAUUCCAUGCACCGGAGAAACCUGUUAUUUGCAAAUGAAUCAAGAAUCUUGAACAAAAAAUGUGUCUGAAAAUAACUUCAUAUUAUAAUGACGAGUUUUGGUAGAAUUAAUAGGAAAAUUAUAGUGAAAGGAAUCGUAAGGGAUUAAUUACAAUAUUAAUAAAUGGCAAGUUCUGCGAUUAAAUCCAUGUACAUUCACUUAAUAAGAAAACGUGCAUAUUCGAAAGAGUUCAUAUUUUGAUUAAUUAUGAGCGGGACGAAGUACGCCCGGUCAACUAACAACUCCGUCUUGAGAAAGGCCAUUUGGAAAACUGCGCUGCCGCCUGGUUACUAGCGUGAAUGAAUUAUUGGUGGCUUGAUUGCCAUCAAUCACUCAAUUUUCGUGAAUUCGAGCAUUGCUCUCGGGUUGAAAAUGGCGUCAACGUGCUGGAUGUGAACAAUGUACUUUCUAGCGGUGAGAACUGUGUUCUUCGGUGGAAAACUGAAGAUAAAAUAUUGUUUCACAUCGGUUACUGUCGCCACCGUUCUGCGAAAGGACUUACAUAAUUUGUGGAUUAUUCUUUGGGUGUUAUUGUAAGCGUUGGAGAUGUGAUUUUGCUAAGAGAUACUUAAAACUAUCUUGAUAUUCAAAAGUUUACUGUUUUAGUGUCGCUCUGAACAGCGAGCAAUCAACUGUACAAAUUGCCGAUUUUUCAUGGGUUUACCUUCACACGAACUGGCGAAACUACCCAUGCAGCAUCAAUCAUAGUAACCUAUGAGUCAGCAGAAAAACAUUGACAGCUCUUUUUGUCGAACGCUAACCGUGAUGGCGAAAACAGUGAAGUUACUCCGUUCAGAAGUGUGCGCCUUCAAAGAACGGUACCCCGCUGCGUCGGAAGCGGACAUCGUGCGGCACUUUGUGGACGCCGGAUACGACCGUUCCGGCAUCUACAGCAUCUUGGCACUAUUGGACAACAAACAGAGCAUCAAAAGAACGCCCGGUUCCGGAGGGCCGACGAGCCUGAUCGAUAAGAAGCUCCAAAGGAUGCUGAAGAGAAAGAUCGAGGGAAAAGUGGAUACCUAGCUGAGAGGGGAGGUCGGUGCAACCGGCCAAACAGUGAAAAAAUACCUGGCGAACAUGGACAUACACGUCGGGAAGCGGAAGUUCCGUCCACUGGUCUCGGAGCUGCAGGCAAUGACGCAGCGGCAACGGCUGAAUAUGAUGGUCAAGUUGAUUUUCCCGGCGAAUCGCGACGUGGCGGUGGUGAUGGACGACUGGCGGAGCACUUCGUAUUUUACUUCCCCCACGAAGGAAGUGAGCUACGAAGUGAAGUUUAUUUCACACACCGAAUUCACCAAGAAGGUGCUGCUGUAGCUGACAAUCAGCGAGAAGGGGAUAUCAAAGUCGCUCUUCUUUACCUCCGGACUGGCCGUGAACGGGGAAAUUUCAAGAAAUACCAUAAGAUGCGAAGAUGCGGUGUUCUGGCCGGAUCUGGCGUCGGCUCACUACUCGAAGCGAUCGUUUGAGGAGGUGAAGCGGCUGAAUAUCGAUUUGGUACCCAACCCGCCCAACAUCCCCCAGCAGCGUUCCAUCGAGAAUUUCUGGACAAACCUGAAACGUAAGAUCUACUCCAACAAUUUUAUGGCGAAAACUGAGAAGGAAUUGAUUAAUAAAAAGAAGAAAGAACUCAAAAACAUGCCUACGCAACCGAAAAAAAACCAUUUUUUUAUCAGCAAACCGAAAGCCAAAACACGUUUAUAUUUGUUUUCCGCUCGUCAGUUAUUUUCACCUAUUACCUACAGAAUAGGGAGUGUAUGUCAUAGGGGGGUCAGUUUAGGACCACCAUUUUUGAAAAUGUCGAAUAAAGGGAAUUCCGAUUUGGCGUCUGCUUCCGUCCUAUCAACACCAAUGAACCACGCCGAUCGGUAGAACACAUAGUUAAAGAGUUAUGCUAUUCAUUUCAAUACCGAAGUUGCAAAGAAACAAGAAUUUUAUGUGAUGAAUUGCCGUUUUAAUUUAAAAUGUCGGGUCAGAGCCACCCUCCCCUAUAAAUGCGAAGUUAUUUUGCUAUACCAGUCACUGUAUUUUGUUUUUCGCUAAUCUAUGUACAAAAUGUUAGAGAUUCUCAGAAUCCUAAUUGUUUCCUAAUAAGUCCAAUCGUUGUGAUAUUAUGUCAAGGAUAAAAAGAAUCAUGGUAGAGUUCCGACGUUCUUUUCAGCUUUCCGUAUUGUUUAGCAUGCAGCAUGCUUCAUUUGGAGGGAGAAGAUAUGAAGACCAACCUCGUUUACGAAGUGCAAAUAAUAAAAAUUGUUUUUGUACAGAUUCAAUUCUGUCUUCGUGUGCCUUCAAUACUCGUGAAUUGAUCUGACGUUUAUAACGUAAUUUAAUGUAACUGAACAUAUCAUUUGCUCCAUGGAUGGUUGUAUUAUAAUUAUCAAUGGAGGUUAGUUUCGAAUUUAAGACCACGCCCAAGUUUCUUACUCGUUGACGUCUAUUGAUGGAUUAAUUUCCCAGCUUAACACCAUUGUUCAAUUGUGUUCUUCUUCUUGUAAAAGACAUCAAAGUGCAUUUCCUAACAUUGAGCUGUAAUAAACUCUUAGUGCACCAAUUAUAAAAGAUGUCAACUUCAUUCUUGAGUGUUUGAGAGUAUACUUCAUUUUUUAUUACCAUAUACAGCGUUUAGAAAAACGCAAACAUCAUUAACAAAUAAAAUGAACAAAAGUGGUCCCAAAUGAAAGCCUUUAGGAACUCCAGAUGUAACAAAUAUUGGUUUAGAAAUUUUCCCAUUAAAUCUUACUAUUCGCUUGCGGUCAGUCAAAUGUGAUUCGAGCCAUUUUGAUAGCUUGACUUCUAUCCCAAUUUUUUAUGUUUAAGGAAGAGUAAUGGUAUAUUAAUACCAUUACUUACCAUGGAGGUGUGCCGGUAAGUUUCUUCGGCUUUACAACUGAUGGCGUAACUUGACUAUUAUUCCAGUGAAUCAAAUUUCCAGACAUUCGAUGAAAAGCUACUGCCAUUGCGCGUCUUUUUCAGUAUAUACCAAACAUCGACGGCCGCGCGGAAUAUUCACAGCUAGAAGAUUAUGCUGUCUAUUUGGUGGGAUCAGCUUGGUGGGGUGUACUAUGAGCAGCUAAAACCGAAUGAAACCAUUACGGGGGACCUCUACCGACGACAGUUGAUGCGUUUGAGCCGUGCACUGAAGGAAAAACGGUCACAAUAUGAGCAAAGACACGAUAAAGUUAUUUUGCAGCACGACAAUGCUCGGCACGAUCGAAAGCUUUACUGAAGUCAGUGUACAGAGCUUCAACUUGAUUACCGUUCUCCAUUGCAUUCAAAAUGAAUGGACAAAUUCCAGCAAAUUUGUUGUUGCUGAGCGCCCUUCGGAAAAAACUGUGUUGCUUAUUCGUAAUUCGUGUUUUUAGUUGUUAAAAAAGUUUUAGGUUUAUUAUGGCCUCAAAUAAUUAUGAAAUGCAAGAAAAAAUUGUUACUCCACGAUAAUUUCUCACAUCAGAUCUAUUACCAAAUUUGAAGAUUUGUACAAGAAAGGUUUUUUUUUGGAAUCUUUCCGAUCCCAAUGAUUUAUUGAAAAGCCAUAAAAGUGGAUGAGUAAAUUCAGUUGCCAUUUUUUAUAAAAACUGGUCGAAUUCCAUCAGGACCUGGCCCUCUCGUGACGUCACGCUUAUUUAAUGCGUUAAAAAUUUCACUGGCAGUUAGUUGUCUGACUCCAACAUCACAUGGAAACGAUCUCAUAUGUUUCAAUAUAAACUUCCUGGAAAAAAUGUUGCUAAGAGGUUGCAAAUUCCUUCUGGGUUAUUCUCUACGGUUUCGUCAAGGUUCAUGCGUGAUGGAAAACUAUUGCUUUUCAAUUUUGUUUUUUAAUUUUAUUUUUAUGUAAUUGAAGAAACUUUUUGGGUUAAAUUUUAUUUUGAACUCUGUUUUUGAGUUGUAAUCUUCAAAGGCGUCUUUAACAGUUUAGUUGAACUGUUCGCAAAUGUUCAGAUGGUUUUCGAGAUUAGCGUCAGAUUUGUAUUUCUUAUAAUAGCGGUCCAAUUUUAUGUUUCAAUCUCUCUACUCUCUACUCUCUCUACUCUCUCUACUCUCUCUACUCUCUACUCUCUACUCUCUCUACUCUCUACUCUCUACUCUCUCUACUCUCUACUCUCUCUACUCUCUACUCUCUACUCUCUACUCUUUACUUUCUACCCUCUACUCUCUCUACUCUAUUCUCUACUCUCUACUCUCUCUACUCUUUCUACUCUCUACUCUCUCUACUCUCUACUCUCAACUCUCUCUACUCUUUCUACUCUCUACUCUCUCUACUCUCUCUACUCUAUCUAUUCUCUACUCUCUCUAUUCUCUACUCUCUUUACACUCUCUACUCUCUACUCUCUCUACUCUCUGCCCUCUCUACUCUCUACUCUCUCUACUCUCUACUCUCUCUACUCUCUACUCUCUCUACUCUCUACUUUCACUCUCUCUACUCUCUCUAUUCUCUACUCUCUCUAUUCUCUACUCUCUGUAUUCUCUACUCUCUUUACUCUCUCUACUCUCUACUCUCUCUAUUCUCUACUCUCUGUAUUCUCUACUCUCUUUACUCUCUCUACUCUCUACUCUCUCUAUUCUCUACUCUCUCGCACUAACAAACACAUGCACACAAGCGAACGCGCACAGCCUCACACACAAGACACACGCAUAUGCGCACACUCUCUCACACAAAAAAUACAUCGCAUCUGCUGACUGCUCACUCUCUCACACUGUUUUUGUUUACAUCAACCAACCAACCAACCAAAACACACACGCACACGCACACGCACACACAAACACAUACACGCACAUGUACACGCAAACGAACACACGCAGACGCGCACGGUCUCACACACAUAACACAUGCAAACGCGCACACUCACACAAAAAACACAUCAUAGCUGCUCACUCUCUCACUCUGUUUGUGUUUACGUCGAGAAUACGACCAAUUACAACCGUUUACGACUGUUCAUGACGACCGCGCUUAUUUCUUUAGCGAUUUUAUUUAUAGUAAGAAGAAUCUUAUGUCUUCUUCCCAAAAUGGCUCUAACAUUCCUAGUGGAACUUCGCUGUCUCAUCGUAGUAUUUCUUGCGUCAUUUUCAUUAGUACUUAUUUGACAUAAUUUUUAUGUUUCUUAUGUGUUUUAUUUUUUAGAUUUUUUAUGUUUUGAUUAACCAAACCGGGUAUUUUGUGUUUAUGAUUCUUCUUUUUCGUCUCUUUGGUAUCUCCCCCUUUAUAAUUUCAUUGAUUAUUGAGUAAAAAGACAUCACUGCUGCUUCAAUGUUCUCCACGCUUAUAAAUAAACCCUGCCAAUUGAUAUAGUUUAGCUUACACUUAAUUAAUUGGUGGUUUGCUUUGAUGUAAUCUGACUUCCCCGAAUUCAUAAUCAAAUGGUUUUUGUAUGUUGUCUAUAAACAUACAGUAUUCAAAAUCAUGUGGAAAGCUUCAUUUUUCCAUAGUAGAGUUAUUGAUUCAGCCACACAGAAAUUUUUUGUCAUAUUUGUCAACGAGAAAUCCAAAAAGCACUUCUGUCGAUUAUAAACAUUGUUGAUUUGAUUCGAUCCAAGACUGGCUAUUUUAUUGAAAAUAAAUUGCAGAGUCUUAUUAUCACGAACAACUGGAAACAAGAUAAUUCAUUAUCAAAAUCAGUGCUAAAAUCCACAUUAUGUUGAUUGAAAUCCCCGUAUAUGUGAAUUUUUUGUUCUGGUGCUAAGGAAGAUUAUUUCAGCAACUCAUUUCGAAUUUCUUAUAACAACUUAUUUGAGCAUGAUCAAAUGGGAAGUAAACAGAUGCAAAUAACCACUUUUCACAAUCAAGUUGCAUUGCCCUUGUUGUGCCCUUCAUAGCGAACGAUCACAUUAGCAGGAAAUUAUCGGGAAUCCUGAUGUUUUUUUAUUAUUAUCAGGGUUGCCACAUAUACAGAAUAUUCUAUAUUUUACAGACUUUUUGGCAAAUUUCAGAUACAGAAUCUGUAUAUACAGAAUAACAGAUUUUCAGCGAAGAAUUUACAGUUUUUUUUAAAUUCAAUUUUAAAUAUUAUUUUUAUUACAGUGCAUACAUAGAUAUCUUGAUUUAUAAAAAAGUGGAACACAUCGCAACGAGAUGGCAGUUGUUGGAGGCAGUUGCUAAGAAAAAUUUUGAGCGAUUUGAAAAGCUUAAACUAUUCUUCUCGUUCCAUGUUAAUUAUGACCAUAAUCAAUUUGCCAAUCGUGUAUUGACUCACUUCCUAUGACUGAACCCAUUAUGAUGUGCCUAAUCUUUGUUCUGCCGCUCAUCAAUAACGACAACUGCACUUUUCAAUCAGGAAGGUCUCAAUUUGGCAAAAUUUGUAAUGAGACAAGGAUGUUGUUGUUGAUCAUGUUGGGUAACAUAUGUUUGGAGAGUUACGUGCAAUGAUUCGCUGAUGCUGACCUUGAUAUGAAAUAUUUUGAAGUCUUUCUGAAGAAGCCUGAGGAUAUUUACAUUGUAUCGAUAUCGAAGAAGCUGGAGUAUGCAGCUAGGAAGCUGACCUGCAAAUCGAUUUGUCGGGACUUAUAUAUUUAACUAGUGCAACAGAUUUCAAAGCGAUUUGAUUUCAACGAUCCGGGUAUCAAAACUGCGACCUUGAUAAACCUCCAAAAUUUCGUCAAGCUACCAAACCUUAAUGAUUUGAAGCGCUAAUUCCCUCAACUCGUUGAAGCAGAUAAUAGACAAGGAUUGGAAAUUUGUUGUAGCCUGAACUCAAGACGAAUCUAAUGGGGCAAAAAUUGAGUGACUCUGAUAUAACUUGGUUCCAAUUUUUGUAUCCAUUGGUAAGGUUGUUUGUAAGACACUUUUUGAAAAUCGGUUGGCACUCAUAGUUCUUCGGCUCAAGAAGGAGUUUCAAGGAUGAAAUUGACGGAACAUUUGAAGUCAAAGUUCAACAAAACCAUGUAUAAACAUCAUACAAUUCAGCGGAUUAUGAGAAAACCUUUUUUAUGACAUACUAGCUGACCCGGCAAACUUCGUCUCGCCCAAAAUUAGUUUUUUGUUAUCUAUACCUUCAAAACUUUCACGUUUUCUUACUAUGAGCAAGUUCAUGGGUCCAAUCGCAGAACUGUUCAUUGUUUGAUGUUCUAAUCGACCCCGUUGAAUUUACCUUUUACUAUAAAAUUCCUAGUAUUUAUAACAAAACUCAUCAUUGUAAUAUCAGAUUCUUUUAGACACAAUUCUCGUUCAAGAUUUUUCACUUUCACUUGUCACUAUGUAAUUGUAGAACGUAUGGGAAUUUGAUUUUCCGAAUUUUCCCUUUCCUUCAGAGUUUUCCGAAAAUUUUCAAUUGUCAUGUUUGGUUGGAAUAUUUUUAGUUGAAAUAUGUGUAAUAUUUUUUAAUGAGACCCCCUCUCCAUUCCAGAGAAGGGAGGAGUGUCAUACCAUCAUACAAAUAUUUAUCAUACCCAAAAACUUUGUGCUUGAUUAGUUCUCGAGUUGUGCAUAAGUUUGUGUUUCAUUUGUAUGACAGCCUCCCCUUAGAGAGGGAGAGGGGUAAAUUCACCAUAGCGUAAUUCACUAUAGAGUAAUGCAGAACUUUGUGUUUCAUUUGUAUGGCAGCCCCCCUUAGAGGGGGUGGAGAGUCUUACCACCAUAUAAACAUUUAUUGCACCCUAGAACCUCCACAUGCCAAAUUUGAUAUCAUUUGCUUGAUUAAUUCUCGAGUAAUGCAGAAAUUUGAGUUUUAUUUGUAUGCAAGCCCUCCCUUAGAGAAGGGGGUGGAGAGUCUAACCACCAUAGAAACAUUUAUUACACCCUUAAUCCCUUAGAGAGGGAGAGGGGUAAAUUCACCAUAGCGUAAUUCACUAUAGAGUAAUGCAGAAAUUUGUGUUUCAUUUGUAUGGCAGCCCCCCUUAGAGGGGGGUGGAGAGUCUUACCACCAUAUAAACAUUUAUUGCACCCUAAAAUCUCCACAUGCCAAAUUUCAUUUCAUUUGCUUGAUUAAUUCUCGAGUAAUGCAGAAAUAGGUGUUUCAUUUGUAUGGGAGCCCCCCCUUAGAGAGUGGGAUGGAGAGCAUAACUACCAUAAAAACAUUUAUUGCACCCUAAAACUUUCACAUGUCAAAUUUGGUUUCAUUUGCUUGAAUAAUUCUCGAGUAACGUUUUUGUGUUUAAUUUGUAUGGGAGCCCCCCCUUAGAGAGAGGGGGGGCUCAAACUAUCACGAAAACCUUCCCCGGCCCCAGAAACCCCUACAUACCAAUUUUCAUGUUGAUCGGCACAGUAGUUUCCGAGUCCAUAAGAAUCAGACAGACAGACAGACAGAUAUCCAUUUUUAUAUAUAUAGACUAGCUGACCCGGCAAACUUCGUCUCGCCCAAAAUUUGUUUUUUGUUAUGAAUACCUUCAAACAUUCACGUUCAUAAACGUAUGAGCAAGUUUAUGGGUCCAAACGCAGAACUGUUCAUUGAUUGAUCUUCUAAUCGACCCCGUUUAAUUUUGUAUGGCAGCUCCCAUUAGAAAGAGGGGUGGAGUGUCUAACCACCAUAGAAAUAUUUAUUGCACCCUAAAACCUUCACAUGCCAAAUUUGGUUCCAUUUGCUUGAUUAAUUCUUGAGUAAUGCAGAAAUUUGAGUUUUAUUUGUAUGGCAGCCCCUCCUCAGAGAGAGAGGGGUGGAGAGUCUAUUCACCAAUGGAAACGUUUCGUGUCCCCUGUAACAUUCGCAUGACAAAUUUGGCUCCAUUUGCUUGAUUAGUUUUCGAAUUAUGCAGAAAUUUGUCUUUCAUUUGUAUGGCAGCUCCCCCUCAGAGAGGGGGGGAAGUGUCUCACCAUCGUAAAAACAUUUAAUGCACCCUAAAAUCUCCACAUGCCAAAAUUAGUUUCAUUUGCUUGAUUAAUUCCCGAGUAAUGUAGAAAUUUGUGUUUAAUUUGUAUGGCAGAUACCCCCUUAAAGAGGAGUGAGGGAUCUCAAACUAUCACGAAAACCUUCCCCGGUCCCAAAAACCCCUACAUACAAAUUUUCAUGUUGAUCGGUUCAGUAGUUUCCGAGUCCAUAAGAAUCAGAGAGACAGACAGACAGAAAUCCAUAUUUAUAUAUAUAGAUUAUGUUGUAUUGAUACGACUUUUACAACCCAUAAAUAAUGGAUGGGAUGACCUUGGAGGCAACCUCUGUGUACGCGGGGUCAAACUUCGGCACUCUCGUUCCAUUGGUAGAAUUAGGGAUCAUUGAAACAUUGCCCAUCGACCACUAUUUUAUUUUUUCAGACAGUCUCAGCUCAAUAGAGGCAAUCCGCUCAAUGAAAGUUGAUAAACGCUCAUCUUAUUUCCUAACAAGAAUAAGACAUCUAUUGAGUGUUUUGGUCGAAAAAUUAUUCAAGAUUACCUUAGCAUGGGUUCCCUCUCAUUGCUCGAUUCCAGGAAAUGAGAAAGCGGACUCGCUAGCUAAGGUGGGCGCUUUAGAAGGCACACUUUUUGAAAGGCAAAUUGCUUAUAAUGAAUUUUUCCACAUUCCUCGUCAGUACACGCUCGUAAGUUGGCAGCGCAUGUGGAGUGGAGAUGAGUUCGGUCGUUGGUUACAUACGAUUAUCCCUAAGGUCUCGACGAGUGCAUGGUUCAAGGGAUUGAAUGUAGGUCGUGAUUUCAUUCGCGUGAUAUCUCGGCUUAUGUCCAAUCACUACAACCUAAACGCGCAUCUCUAUCGCAUUGGGCUCGCAGCAAACAAUCUUUGUGAUUGUGGCGAUGGCUACCACGACAUCGAGCAUGUUGUCUGGUCGUGUAUCCGGUUCCAUGCUGCUCGCUCUCAGCUCUCUAGAGCACUGAGAGCACAAGGCAGACAAUCGGAUAUCCCCGUCCGGGAUAUCUUAGGUAGCCGGGAUCCUGAUCUUCUGCUUCAUCUAUACCUGUUCCUCAGAAACGCCGAUGUCAACGUUUAAUGAUGUUUCCUUCGUUGUGUCCCCGUUUCAUAUCCCUCCUAUCCGAUCGAUAAACUUUUACUUAGUCGCGGCAAUACAUACACACACUCUUUACAGAUGCACGGGCCGAAGGUUGUACCGCUCAUGACAACUCUACACGAGCUGAUGAUUGCGCCGGCUAGUGACCACUCUAUCCUGGAUUCCUCGAGUCGAGAAAGACGCACCACGCUAGAUAUGGGGUACAGACUAGGGGGGCGUUGCUGAUUAAUGGUCGGCUGCAUCCCAAUAGGAAGUAUCCCGUGUCGGGCACACGUACAGAGCAUCGAAGACUGCGACAUACCAAUUAUGAGAACACUUGUAAUACUAACCUCGAGUCAACCGCGAGUAAUCGGUUCCAUAUUACUAACAUAGUUGUAAGCAAACAUUGUCAAAAUAUUGAACUCCCGGCCCCGUUAGGCUGACGCCAUAUGAGCCUUAAUAAAAAUAUAUAUUUUGGAUUAAAAAAAACCCCAUAAAUAAGAAACAUAAAUUAAAAAUGUAAACCUAAAAACCUUUAUUUUCAUUGUUCUUUUCCCGACACAGAUUUUUCAUACAGAUUUUUUUGCUAUAAAUACAGAUAUAUAGAUUUUUUCAGAAAAUUGUACAGAAUUAAAUGUGGUAACCCUGAUUAUGAUGGACCUGAAUUCUAGAAGACUGGAAUUAGAACCAUGAUCGCUUAUCUGUUUGAAUUCUAAAGCGAUUUUUAUCAUCAAGACCAGUAUUCCGAUCAAUUAUAACAAUAAUGAUUAAAAACGAAGAAAUUAUUUUUAAAAAAAUAUAACAAAAAUCAUUUUCCCUAAAAAUCCCCGCUGGGCACACCGUAUUCAUUUAAUGCAUAAGCACGUAUAGGCAAAGGGGAGCACUGAACAACACGAGUCACCAUUCUGACUAAUCUAUGUUUUGUGUU
Toxorhynchites rutilus septentrionalis is the source of this 15332-nucleotide messenger RNA. RefSeq lists its product as uncharacterized. Bases 8559 to 9503 code for a protein of 314 amino acids. The transcript is spliced from 2 exons. The record is from RefSeq and is a predicted model, not a curated record. Lineage: Eukaryota; Metazoa; Arthropoda; Insecta; Diptera; Culicidae.